Molecule: messenger RNA, 3774 nt
Organism: Phoenix dactylifera (date palm)
Lineage: Eukaryota; Viridiplantae; Streptophyta; Magnoliopsida; Arecales; Arecaceae
Product: E3 ubiquitin-protein ligase BRE1-like 1
Cellular component (GO): nucleus; HULC complex
Molecular function (GO): ubiquitin protein ligase activity
Source: RefSeq, a predicted model, not a curated record
UCGUUCCCCUACCGCCCCACCCUCCUCCUUUAUGUUCGUGUCUUCCUCGCCUCCUAUCGAUAAACCCGACCCGUACGCCCAGGACCCACCUCCCUCCCUGCUUCGCCCCCUACACCCGUCAAAAGAAUUCCAACCCUCGAUUUUUGGCCUUCUUUGGAGGAUAGAGGGGAAGGAAAGAUCCCAUCUUGGUCAAAAUAGUCGAAAUCUUUGGCUGCUUUUCUGCCCUAGUUUUGCCCGAACUUGUUUUUCCCAUCUUUUUCUGUGGCUAUUUUAGUGAUCUAUAAGUUAGGGUUUGAAAAUUUUCGUUUCGUGAGCGAAACCUGUUGCUAUAUCGAUCAUUGGCUUCUCCAGAGACAAAUUUGGCUCCCAUUUGAGCCCCCAUGUGACGGUGGAGCAGUUGUCUAGGGUUUCUCUUUUCUUAAUAGUUAUGGGGAGCACUGGCGAGCCGGACCGGAAGAGGCGCCAUUUCAGCUCCAUAUCCCCCACUGCCGCCGCAGCUGCCAUGAAGCAGCCCUUGGCACCUUGCUCCGAUGACAAGAAGCUUGAUGUCGCUGUCCUUCAAUACAAGAAUCAAAAGCUUGUUGAACAAUUAGAAGCUCAGAAAGUUGAGUGUCUUGCUCUUGACAAUAAGCUCACUCAGCUGAAAGAGAAACAUAAGAAUUACAGGGACACAUUACUUGUGGUCAAUAACUCCUGGGAGCGACUUGUCGGUGAUUUGGAAUCACUUUCUGUUUGCACAAGUGGAUCUACAAAUGAUGGAUAUGAUUUAAGACAUUCUCAUAUGAUAGAGGAUGGAGCAUCCUGCCCCACAGAGGAUGAUUUUUUAAGCAGACUCCUAGAAACUGGUGCUACUGAAAGUUCGAAUUAUGUAUCCCCUAGUGAAAAGGAAGAUGAUAUAGGAGCAAUGCAAUUGAGGGCAAAAAACAUCUUACAGAAUAUCAUAGCUUCAUUUAAUGAUGUGUGCCAUGUAAAUGAGGAACUUGCUGCUGCUCUCCUGGUUGCUCUUCCUGAAGACGAGAACAGCAGACAAUUAAUGAAGACCACGAAUGAUCUGGAGGUGGAACUUGGGAACUUUUUAGUGGCAUUAGGUGAUCUUCAUUUGAAACACAGACUGUUGACAGAUAGGUUCCAGAACCAUCAAGAUGCGGAUGCUAAAAAUAAGGCUGAGCAUAACCGUUUGGCAGAGGAGUUGGCAAGUACUGUUGCUGAGUUGGAAGAAAGCAAUCGUAAACUGGCAACCCUCAAGGCACAAAGGGAUACAACACAAGGAACACCUUUUCUUUUUCCAACUUUAGGAAAUAAACAUGUUGGUGGAGAUAAGGUUAGAGAUAAACAAAAAGAACUACAUGACCUAGAGUCCACAGUCAAGGAGUCGAUGAAUUUAGUUUCAAGCCGGCUGGUAGAGAUUCGGAGUCUACAUGAAGAAAGAAUUGAAAUUUUGAAGAAGUUAGUUAAUUUGCAGAACACUUUGAUGGAUAUCAAGAGUAUAUCUUCAUCCAAAGCUUUUCAAUUGCUGAAUGAUCAAUUAGAAAAGUCAAACAUGGAAAUGGAUCAGUAUCGGGCAUCUUUGGAGAAAUUACAGGUUGAAAAGGACAACUUUGUUUGGCAUGAAAAAGAAAUGACUUUGAAAGUUGACCUAGCCGAGAUAUCUUGGAGAGUAUCUGUCUUUUCUGAAUCUAGAACCGCUGAGCUAGAUCAGGAGUUGCAGAGACUGGCUGAGGAAAGGAUUGUGUUGGAAACCAAGCUUGAAGAGGCUUUAAGAGAACCAGGUAGGAAAAAAAUUAUCGCAGAAUUCAAAGCACUAGUAUCAUCACUACCCAAGGAUAUGGGAAUCAUGCAAAGUGAACUUAGUAAAUGUAAGGAGGCUGCUUCAGAACUCCAUUCUUUCCGAGCAGAAGUUCAAUCUCUUUCCAGUAUGUUACAAAGGAAGGAGGCUGAGCUGGAAUCUAUAUCUGAUAGAUAUGCUAACCAGCUUUCUGAGGUAAAGAAACUGCAGUCCACGGUUCGAGAUUUAAGACAGGCUAAUCAAGAGUUGAAGCUAUUUCUAGAGAUGUAUAGGCGUGAAUCUACCGAUUCCAGAGAAGUCAUAGAAUCUAGGGACAUGGAAUACAAGUCAUGGGCUCUUGUUCAAAGCCUUAAGUCAUCUCUUGAUGAACACAACCUGGAGCACCGUGUGAAGGCAGCCAAUGAAGCUGAAGCAAUAUCCCAGCAGAGACUAGCCACUGCUGAAGCUAAGAUCGCUGAGCUGAGGCAGAAGUUGGAAGAUUCUGGGAGGGAAAUAUGUAAAUACUCUGAGACUCUGAAAUCCAAACAUGAAGAAGGCGAAGCAUAUUUAUCGGAGAUUGAGAGUAUUGGGCAAGCAUAUGAAGAUAUGCAAACUCAAAAUCAACACCUGUUGCAACAAAUCACAGAAAGAGAUGAUUACAACAUCAAGCUUGUUAUCGAGGGUGUGAAAGCAAGACAACUGAAUGAUGCGCUACGAACAGAAAUACAAGUGAUGGACAAAAAAUUGCAGCAAGCGAAUUCAGUCAUGGUUUUGUACAGCCUGGAAGUCGGACAUUUGGAUGAGCAGUUAAAAGUUUGGUCAGAACAUGUUGGGAAACUUGCAGAGGAUGGGAGGCAAAAUUCUAUUAUUUGGGAGAAUGCCCAGAGGAGGCUAUUGGAUGGGUGGAGCGAGUCUCAGCAGAUAAGGCAAUCAUUGGAUGAAAUACAAAGUAAGGCGGGGGCAAGCCGGCUAGAUGUUACUGAGCUGCUAAUAGAGCUAGAGAAGGAGAGGUUUAACACGAAGAGACUAGAGGAGGACUUGGAAGUCAUGUCAAGGAAAGCUGAACAUCUUAGGGCUCAAACUGAGGGCUAUUCAGUCCUAGAAAAGCUUAGGCAAGAAGUAAGGGAAUACAGGGGAAUACUGAAGUGUAGUAUCUGCCUUGACAGACAAAAAGAGGUGGUUAUUGCCAAAUGCUACCAUUUAUUCUGUAAUCAGUGCAUUCAAAGGACCCUUGGAAACCGCCAACGGAGGUGUCCGACCUGUGGAAUGAGUUUUGGGCCCAAUGAUGUGAAACCUAUCUAUAUAUAAUCUGGAUGUGCAAGCUGUUUUUUUGCUGAAGAUAGAAAUCCAAAGGCAUUGCGAUACUGGUGCACAACAGUUCUGUGGCUGUGCGCAUGCUUAUGUUUGUAACAUAUCUUCGUGGGGAAUUGAUUGGAUAGGUGCGUUGGCAGCCCCUCCUUAUCCAUAGCAGGUUGCAGGAAAUUGGAGGGCCAUGGUAAAAGCUGCAGGUCUUUCUCUACAUGAUCGUCAGGCCGUCUAUUGUAUAGCCCCAUGUGCAUCCAUUGAACUAUUGCAUCGGCCUACCCUAUCCAUUCUAUUGUUUCUUAAGUGGCAUGGAGAGCCUUAUUGUUCCCUUGCAUCGCUUGCAUUGUGCAGUAUCGAAUUAAUCUGAAGUCGGGUUGCACUAGCAAAUAAGAAAUUUUAUGGUUGCUCUUGUUGAUCCUAACAGUUUGUAUCCUGUACGUUUCUUUGGAGAGAGUGGCAUGGUAAAGUUUUGGUUGUUUCACCUGCCUUUGACCUGAGGCAUCAUUGCCCUGUGUACAUCUAUAGAUGUAGCUGCUUGUGAAAUUCGGUGUAUCAAAGAUUCUUGGGUAUUUCUUUCUUUUUUUUCUGAAUAGUUCAGUUUUGCCAUCUAGUUUAGAACGGUUGGUUUGAUUGUACGUUCGGUAUAAGAUGUUGAUAUGUCUGGAAAUAUUCAAAGCUAUAAUGAUGCAUUCUGCUCUUGGUUC